AUGGUCGAUCUCGCAGCUGUGCAGUCCAGUCUGCACACUGACGUCCGGGCGCUGCUCAAAGAGAUGAACAGCAGAUGUACUUCACAGAAAGGAUGGAUAAGAUGGAGCCUGGAGAAGAAGGUGGAGGUUGAUCCGUCCUGCAGCGUCUCCCUCAUCUCCGUGUUGGUCAAGGAGCUGGAGAAGAAGCUGAAGAAGGUUUUCAACAUGCAUAAAAUAGGAUCCCACGUGCAUGUCAUCCCGAUACUGCACACCCUCUCCUAUGCAGUCAUUCAGUCAGGCUCCUUGAUUCCUCGCAGUCUUUACCAGCGAGUAGACGAGUGUUUGAUGAAGCUGCUGAUUCUACCGAUGCCUUACUCGACCGUGGCCCUGAGCACCUUGAGCAGCGUUAAGAUGGAAAUGACCACACCAGGCUCUUUGUACCUGAGGAGAGUCAUCGCUGAGCAGAACCUGAAGAGUAAGCAUUGCACCUUGCAAGAAAGGGUGUUUGUUCUCGCAGACCCAGAUGUUUUUACUGCACAGCUGGAGGCCACAGUGAGGGCGUAUCUGGAGGUGUCCUGCGUGCUCAGGGACACGCCCACAGCCAUGGAGAAAAAUCUGAUGCUACGAGUGAUGCAGAAGGGACUGGGGACGGCGUGUCGGAGCUCCAGACUGGCUCAGGCUCUGGAGGCUUUAGACGAUCAGAUUGUAGAGAAGUACUUCGAGGAAGUGGUCCGAGCCGUGGAGCAGAGUAUAAAACAAGGUCCAGGCGGAUGCACAACGUAUCUGAACAGACUGCAACACAUACAGGAAGAGAUUCUAACUGCUGCUACGGAAGAAGUAACUGAGGAAGAUUGCGGCUCCGUGAGCAGCCGGACGUUGUCAUUUCCAGAGAUCAAAUUCCUGCUGUGGACAAACGAAGAGGAUCUAUAUAAAAUAAAGGAGUUCCCUGCAGGGAGUCUUCUGGCAAACUUCUCCCUGAGGUCCAACUCCAACUCCAGUGUGGAUGGAGACGAGAAGGACAGAAGAGACGGGGCUGAGGACGGUGGGAUCAAGAGAUGUCUGAGGGCCGCGAGUGACAUGCAGGACAGGUUGCAGCCUCGGGUCAGAAAUCAAUCGUCAGCAUUCUCACGGAGAAACGCCUACAAGAAGUCAAACUCAUUCGAUAAACUGAGUCUGAUGAGAGAGAAGACGGACACGUUUGCUGGGAGCCGUCGUGUCCAGCGAGACGACUGCAGGUGUCUCACAGCGCGGGUGGUGGUGAUGGGGGACGACCGGGUGCUCGGGCGGCUCAGCAGGGUUCUCCUCUCCAUACGACAGCGAGAGUCCAAACAUCUUGUUUUGACCAAGAAGCUGAACCUGCAGUUGUACUACGUCCCCGUCACCGAUGUGGAGCCUCAGCCCAGUUCACCAGUCGGCCCGUGUCCGGACGAGGGGAGACUGUCUCUCGCCGGCUUGUUGGGGAGAUUGGAUCCAUGGUACAACAGCAACAUCAACAGUCUGAGAGCCACCAUCUCCAACCUGGCCAGAACGCACACGGAGUCGGAGUCGGAAAAGGACCAAAACCUCUUCCUGCUGGACACCCUGUGUUACUACCUCCGCUGUGGGACGCAGCCUGUGAACCUGCCCAUGUAUUCUGUGAAGAUGACGCGGUGCAGCAGUGACCAGUCCUCUGUGGUGGAGGACGUGUUCGUGUCCCACCUGGAGGCCGACAUGCCAGAGUUCAGAUACCUCAAAGAAAAGAAGAAGUCCACGGUGAUCGUCCACGGUGCCGUCAUCACCGUCAAUUACACAGAGACGUCUUUAAGCAAACGCACAGUUGUGAGAGGAGAAGCUCUGAGGACGUGUGGCGUGGUGAUCACCUCAGAGCCGGCGGCUGAAACCACAGGUGAGGAUUUCCUCACGGUCAGUUUCGACAGCAUUAACCUGGGAAACAAAAAAAAAAUCCGAACCCAAACCAUCAGCAUCGGGACGACGGAGGAUCGGACCCUCUCCGUGUGUCUGGACAGAGACGCUCGCAGGACGUACACUGACGUUGAAAGAAUAGACAUCUCACCGUGCUUGGACCCAGGAUGCAGCCUCCGCUCCAGCAAGUAUCUGAACAACGUCCUGUCGCUGCCCAUCAACACCUUCAGUGGUGUGACCCUGUGA
Messenger RNA from Limanda limanda (common dab), 2127 nucleotides. RefSeq names its product phosphoinositide-3-kinase, regulatory subunit 6b (gene pik3r6b). Gene Ontology annotation, molecular function: 1-phosphatidylinositol-3-kinase regulator activity. Gene Ontology annotation, cellular component: phosphatidylinositol 3-kinase complex, class IB. The transcript has 20 exons. NCBI's taxonomy places the organism in Eukaryota, Metazoa, Chordata, Actinopteri, Pleuronectiformes, Pleuronectidae. The record is from RefSeq and is a predicted model, not a curated record. Bases 1 to 2127 code for a protein of 708 amino acids. Gene Ontology annotation, biological process: G protein-coupled receptor signaling pathway; positive regulation of MAP kinase activity.